UGUCUUCGGCCUCCGUUCGCCGGUGUGGGGCCCACCCAACCACGGCUCCGGCCCGCGCCAACAAAAUAGAGUCAGGCGGGAAAACCGCCCCCCGCGCGCCUCAAUCCAAUCCCGCGCCACGCUCUCCUUCGUCUUCACUUUCGCGCCGCCCCAGUUCGGAACCCUAGCGAGGGUCCUAGAUCGGGAACGGAGGGCACCAUACGAUGGCUGCCGCGGCCGCCGACGGAGCGCUGCUCGACCUGCUGCCCCAGAUCCACGCCCUCUUCUCCGACCAGCUCCGCGUGAUUUCAUACAAAUGGCUGAGUCGGAAUUUUUCUGUAUCAUCAAAUGAUGCCAAGAGGCUGCUUCAGGAGUUCGUCAAGAAACAUGGAACUGAUCACCAAGUGAUUUACAGUGUAUCUGGGUGGUUAAAGAAUAACCCGCAAAAUUAUUGUGUAAAACUCACUUCAGGACAUAAACUUGAAGAAGCAAGGCAAGAGUUUAAGGAUUCUUGUUCAGUUCAGGUUUACAGUGUCCAGGCUUGUAUCCCAAAAGAUACUGCCGUACUUUGGAAUCCUGAAUUUGUGCAAGCAGAGGAGUUGUUCAAUCAGCCAUUUGAUGAAGAAAAUUGUUUGAGAGAUAAUAGGUUUUGUGGUGUUUUGAAUUCUUUUGUCAAGCGAACUACCAAAGGGAAGCAUGUGGGCUCAGUGCCCCCAAAGCCUACGAAUAUUGCUGCAGUAGCUGCACUGUCAAAACCUAGUAGUGCUCCAAAAGAACAAUCUGUUAUUGGUCGACAGCAAGGUCUACCUCGACCAUCAAGUCCAAAGAAAGAAACAAGUAAUAAGGCUGGUCGACAGCCAGGUCUACCUGGACCAUCAAGUCCAAAGAAAGAAACAAGUAAUAAGGCUGAGAAGGAUAAUAUCCCAGUCCUGGAUAAAACAGCCAAUGCUCCUGUUGUCAAAGAACCAUCAAUUGCUAUACAUGCAAAUAAAGCCAAAGCUCAGAACGGAAAGGCUCUGCCCAGUAAUGGUGGAUCCCUGGCUACCAUGUGGGGCCGUGCAUCAGCAAAACCCAAGGCUCCAGCUGUCACUAAUGCUACUACAGAUUUACCAAGUGUUGCUGUGACAGCUGAUGCACAGAUAUGUGCAAAAGAAGAAGCAGAUGCUGAUAGCAGUGAUGAUGAACAAAGUGUACACUACAAGCGGGCUUCUGGAGGUGCAAGCAACAGAAAGAGAAGAGCGGUCUUUGAUCUUUCAGAUGAUGAGGAGGAGGACAAUGUUACAGCCAUUGCAUCUCCGGAGCCACCAAAACAAUGUGUCACAAAACCUGGUACAGAAUCUUCUCAAGAUGAUAAACCAGAGAAGAAGAAAUUGGAAGGCAAACAGGAGAUAGUGAAUGACGUGAAAGAUGUUACAAAUGGGACAGAUUCUGAGUUUACUUCGGAAUGUAAAACCAAAAGUCACAACACUAUCAACCAAUCUGGAAUUACCUUAAAAGAAAAGAGCAAAGAUCCGCCUACCAAUGGCAAUAAUAAGCAGGAUCACGCUGCUGAGACUGCUUCAGACGCACCAAAAAGAAGGAAGGUUUUGAAGACACGCAUAGAUGAGCGAGGGAGAGAAGUAACUGAGGUUGUCUGGGAGGGUGAAGCUUCUGACAGUGACAAGGCAGAGAAAAAUGUGACCAGUCCUGAUGCUGCACCCAGGCCAACUCUUCCAAGUAAGCCACAGCCGGCAGCAAACACUGACAGAAGCAAUGUUGCAAGUAAAACAGCAGGCGCCAAGAAGCCUGCCAAAGCUGCUCCUCCCAAGCAAGGGAAGAACAUAAUGUCAUUCUUCAAGAAGAUAUAAGCCUGCCCUCCUAUCUGAUGACCUGUCGAGCAAACUGUCUCCUGCACUAGCUUCAGCCACUGAACACAUGACAGCCGAGCUAGCUCCACCUGAAUAUCACCUCGAACAGGGACGCCUUCUCCAAGCAGCGGUUAGCUUCAUCGCAAAAGAAGGUAAAAUGAAUCGUUAGCUGUGCCACUUUUUCUACCGAAGUUGUAGCAUUUUGUUGUACUUGUAGGUAGCUUGUUAGUUUGAUUGGACAUACAUUUAUGUUUCGGAGAAUUCAGAGGCUCCCUUGCUGUACAUACGUAUCCUGUGAUCCUGUGUUUCUGAACGUGCCCGAUGUGUUUUCCGGGAACAAGAAAGGAACGCUACCAUUCUGAUUCGUGAAAA
Molecule: messenger RNA, 2198 nt
Organism: Brachypodium distachyon (stiff brome)
Lineage: Eukaryota; Viridiplantae; Streptophyta; Magnoliopsida; Poales; Poaceae
Product: protein IWS1 homolog A
Exons: 8
Coding region: 204-1826 (540 amino acids)
Biological process (GO): DNA strand elongation involved in DNA replication; nucleotide-excision repair, DNA gap filling; DNA replication
Cellular component (GO): delta DNA polymerase complex; nucleus
Molecular function (GO): DNA-directed DNA polymerase activity
Source: RefSeq, a predicted model, not a curated record